Messenger RNA from Aspergillus steynii IBT 23096, 555 nucleotides. RefSeq lists its product as uncharacterized. The transcript has 2 exons. Lineage: Eukaryota; Fungi; Ascomycota; Eurotiomycetes; Eurotiales; Aspergillaceae. The coding region runs from base 1 to 555 and encodes 184 amino acids. The record is from RefSeq and is a predicted model, not a curated record.
AUGGAGGAAGAUCCAACAUGGAUAGAUACCUUCUUCUCAGGAAAAACGCCGCCCUUCAAAGUGUUGGAUGAACCCCAAGGUCUGACGACCUUCCACUUUCCUGUCCCCGACAGACAAUGGAUUUUCGGACGAAGAUUACACGAACAUAAUGGCAGCCCGAUCGUGGUCUUCCGGCUAUACGCCAAAGAGGAUGGUGUUAAGACGAGCUAUGCUGCAAAGACAUUUCCAGAAUACACUCUAAACCACGCCCAAGAGCAAUGGUAUCGCAUCCCGUCGACAUGGUACACCACGCAAGACAUAAAAGACGAAUUUGAUAGCUUCCUCAACGAGACUCGAGCAUUCGAGCAUAUUAACCGUGUCUGUCCGGAGGCACAGAAAAUAUACUUUCCCAGAUACCACGGCAUCCUCAUACCUAUCGACCGGCGCAAGUUUGACCGCCGAUUCCAGCCACGGAACCAAGCCGUGAUACUUGAAUCCAUAACGCCGGAUACGAACACCCGGCGGAUUCCAUGCAAGCAACUAACCUCCGCCCCUGCCUUCGACCGAGUCCUUUAA